UUUUCUACAAAGGCGACUGCGAGGUUUAGUAGCGAGGUGGACUCUCCCCUCCCGCUCGCCUUUCACACACAGAAAGCCCUUUUCCACCACUGAGCAAAUCUCCCCCCCCUCGUUCCGGGAAAAUAGGUUGCCCUCGGUACUUCCUCUUAAGGGAGCAGAUGUUAUCUCAAUCCUUGCCAGUUGCUCCAGAGGACAAAACAAAUGGGCGAGGAAGGAGUUCCUCAGAGCAUUUUGAUAUGGUCAUUUAAAAUGGAUAUGGAAGAGCAGGAGUUGCUUGGCGAUUAUAGGUACAGAAAUUAUUCUUCAGCAAUUGAUAAAGCUUUGAGGAACUUUGAAUCUUCAAGUGAAUGGGCAGAUCUCAUAUCUUCUCUUGGGAAACUCAACAAGGCUCUUCAAAGUAAUUUGAAGUAUUCCCUUUUACCAAGACGCUUGAUUAUCAGUAAAAGAUUGUCCCAGUGUUUACACCCAGCAUUACCUACUGGAGUGCAUAUAAAAGCACUGGAAUCCUAUGAAGUAAUAUUUAAAAUUAUUGGAACAAAAUGUCUUGCAAAGGACUUAUUUCUCUACAGUUCAGGCCUUUUUCCAUUGCUUGGUGUUGCAGCAUUGUCAGUGAAACCCGUCUUGCUCGAUUUGUAUGAAAAUUAUUUUCUCCCACUUCAGAAAUCUCUCCUGCCAAGUCUUCAGGCCUUCUUAAUUGGCCUUUUGCCUGGUUUGGAGGAAGGAUCAGAAUUCUAUGACAGGACUGAUGCUUUGCUUGUGAAGUUGUCCCUUGUAAUUGGAAAAGAAGUGUUUUAUUCUGCCUUGUGGGCCAGUGUCUUGGUUAGCCCUUCUGUAAGACUACCUGCUUCCCUUUUUGUUGUCAAUCAUAUCAACAGAGCAAUACCUGGAAAGCAGCAGAAUUAUAUAAUGGGGACUGAUCCUAAUCUCACAAUACAAGCUAUUUGUGUGUCAAUGCUGGAUUCAAAUGUUCUUGUACAAAGAAACACUUUGGAAGUAGUUCUCUUCUUUUUCCCAUUAUAUUCUUCUUUGGACCCAAAUGAGAGUGCUAUUCCACUGCAUAGGUCUGAUUUGGUUCAUCUUCUGUCAGCAGCUGCACAGACUCUCUUAAGAAGAGAUAUGUCACUAAACAGAAGGCUAUAUUCAUGGUUGCUAGGCUCUGAUAUCAAAGGGAAAGCUUCUGUACCAGCGUUAUCCAUUAAUGCAUCCUUAGAAGAUUAUGCCCACAGUUUUUUUGAAAAAUACUCCAAAGAACUUUUAGUUGAGGGUUUAAUUGAAAUACUACAUCAGAAAUUUUCAGAAUCUGACUUAGAAGAACAGCACCAUGCAUAUUUGAAGCCAUUCCGCAUUCUCAUAAGCCUACUUGACAAGCCUGAAAUAGGCCCAUUAGUCAUUGCGGACUUAUUUCUUGAAGUGAUCAGAGCAUUCUAUAGAUAUUGCAAAGAAACACUGGGUUCUGAUCUUAAACUUAGCUAUAGUCAAACUGGGAAUGUCCUUACAAGUGCAAUAAAAGAAAACAAGAAUGCAUCUGAGAUUGUUAAAACAGCUAACAUGUUGAUCACAUCCUUAAACACAGAUUUUCUGUGGGAUUAUAUGACCGGAUGCAUUGAGGACUGCUUAAGCGACAAAAAUAAAUCCACACAGACACAACUGCUAACUAAUGGUGCAACAAUUUCAGAACUCUGCACACUAACAGUGUUUCUUCUAGAUGUGAUACCACUGGAACUUUAUUCUGAAGUACAGUCUCUGUAUCUGCCACAAAUGCUCAACUGUAUGGUACAAAGUCUUCUUGAAAACAUGGAAGUACUAAGUUUAUCAGAGUUCACAUACAUGUUAAGAACAUGUUUUAAAGUGCUUAGUAAAGUGCAAAUGCCAUCUGCCUACCUGAGUACUGAAACUGGAAGCUCAGACUCUAGUCCUGUAAAGGAAGACAACCAGGAAAUAAGUUCAGAAUCCAAGGUACUAGAAGAUGAAGAAGACAUUCCUUUACCUUCAAUAAAAUCUGAAGACAGCGGCAUUGCUCUUAGUGCUUCAUCUCCUGAACUGUUACAGCAUUUGAGGAUGCCUAGGAUAAUCCCUGACAAAGAUGAUGUCUGGAAAAAGGGUGGAAGCUUGCAGAUGACUUUGCACUAUAUCCAGGAACUGGUUGCCAAAUUUGCCAGUAAACAUAUAUUUGAGAUUCAUUUACAGAAUUCCAAUAAUGACAAUGUUUCAAAAGUCCAUGUCAGUCAAGGAAACAACAAAGAGAAUAAUUACCAAGUUGCCAUAAAUACUGAGGACAAAAGGCACUUGUAUGACUCCAGGCAGAUAGUGGUGCCUCAGUUGAAGCAAAUGCUAUCAGAUUUCUUCACCGUACGAGGAUCACCUUUUAAACAGAAAGGUUUGAAGCCUUCAUCCCCUUCUGAUGAAUGUGAUAAUCCAAGGGAUAAAGAAGAGAAAGAUUGGGACCUUGAUCGAGUUACAUUUGAUUUGGGAGCUACACGAGAGGAUUGCAGAGAGACCUUUUCAGCUCUGUGCUAUCUCUUAUUGGAUUGCACUACGUUUCCGGUCUAUCUUUCUGAAGAAGAAUCCGAACUGUUGUAUUUGUCACUCUUUCAAGUGCCUGGAGGCAGUGAAUCCAGUUUUCCUUUGUGGCUUAAAUCCUUGAUGACAAUAUGUUGCUGUGUUAAUGACUGCUACAUUCAGAAUUUGGCCAUUUCUGUACUGCUAGAAGUAAUCAACCAUUCCCAGUCACUGGCAUUGGUUAUUGAAGACAGAAUUAAACGAUAUAAAAUUCCUGGGCAAAACCCCUUCUUUGGAAGACUGCAGAUGGUCACAAUUCCUCCUAUUGCUCCUGGAAUCCUAAAGCUAAUUUCAGAAAAAACUGAUUUCUAUCAGAGAGUUGCUCAGGUGCUUUGGAAUCAGCUAAACAAAGAGACACGAGAACAUCACAAUACCUGUGUAGAACUGUUCUAUCGUCUGCAUUGUCUAGCUCCAUCUGCUAAUAUCUGUGAAGAUAUUAUCUGCCUUGCAUUACUGGAUCAUGAUAAAUGUAUGCGGCUGGAAGCACUGUUCAGAUUCUCCGUCAUGUGGCAUUUGACUAGAGAAAUUCAGGGCAAUAGAACUACAUCCCACAACCGAUCUUUUGAUAGAUCCCUGUUUGUUGUCCUGGAUAGUCUAAACUAUUCAGAUG
This is a messenger RNA of Thamnophis sirtalis, 3169 nucleotides long. NCBI's taxonomy places the organism in Eukaryota, Metazoa, Chordata, Lepidosauria, Squamata, Natricidae. The record is from RefSeq and is a predicted model, not a curated record.